Molecule: messenger RNA, 1799 nt
Organism: Drosophila ficusphila
Lineage: Eukaryota; Metazoa; Arthropoda; Insecta; Diptera; Drosophilidae
Cellular component (GO): endomembrane system
Source: RefSeq, a predicted model, not a curated record
GAGCCCCAUCCGUGUGUGUUUAUGCUUGUGUGCGAGUGCGUGCGUGGGUCUGCCGCAUUAAAUUUGGAUUUAGCUCCGAUUUGGACCCGGAUCUCGGACUAAUAUGCGACUGGACGUGUUCUGGACUCUCCUAGCCUGCCUCCUGCUAGGAGGGCAUGGCACCCACGCCUGGCAUUCCGAGGAACUGGAAAUCUUCGAUUUGGUCGAGGAGGUGAAUCGCAACUUCUAUGAAUUCAUGGGAAUCAAUCAAACGGCCACUGGAGCUGAGAUAAAGCGCGCCUUUCGCACUCUGUCCAUUGUCCUGCAUCCGGACAAGAACCCGGCCGAGGAUGCCAACAUCCAGUUCCGCAAUUUGGUCUCCAUCUACGAGGUCCUCAAGGAUCCUUCGCGACGGGAGAAAUACGAUAGGGUGCUGAAGGAGGGCAUGCCAAACUGGAAAUCGGCCCUCUACUAUUACCGCCGGAUGCGAAAGAUUGGCCUCUACGAGGGCGCCUUCAUCCUCUUCCUGAUCACCACCGUGGGCCAAUACCUAUUCGCCUGGGCCGCUUAUCUCGAGAAGAAGUACACCGCCGAACAGGUCUUUGGCACCAAGUUAAAAAAGCUGCAGAAGAAGAACAAGAAUAUUGACAUGGAUGUAAUCCUUAGCGAGAUCCCAAUGCCCUCGCUGCUCAACACGCUGCCCAUCCAGAUCCCAUUGGCCCUGUGGAACCUGCCGCGCACCAUCAAGAACGGAUUCAGCAAGGCCAACGAGCUCAAGGAACUGGCGCUGGAGAAGCGCAGACAAGAGCUGGAAGCCGCCCGACGCCAGGAGGAACUGGAGCGCGAGGCCGAGGAGCAGGCGCGUCUGCGCAAGGAAAACAAGGAGAACCUGCGAAAGCGCAAACAGAACAGCAAGGCGCCGGAGAAAACCGAGGAGGAGCUGCGCGGCUAUUCGCAGAUUCAGGCACGAGAAAUCAACGAUGACGAUGCAGUGCGUCCGGCUUCCCAGAAGAGCACCGUAAGCGGCGGCUUUUGGACCGACGAGGAUCUCACCGAGCUGAUUCGUCUGGUAAAGAAGUAUCCCGGUGGAGCUGGCAGCCGCUGGAACACCAUCGCCGAAUCGAUGAACCGCAGCGUCCAGGAGGUCACUUUCAUGGCGGCCAAGAUGAAGGAGAACGGCUACCGCAUUCCCGGCCAAUCGGACAGCGUGGCUGAGAAUCUCGUCCAGGAAUCACAGCAGGCGCAGCGCAAGGAGAAGGUUAAGAAGUCGGCGACUUCGACAGCUGCUGCAAGCGGCAGUACUCCGGCGGAGAAGAGCAUGCUAAUUCCGGAGACCAACUGGACGCAGGAGCAGCAGCGCGCCCUGGAGGCGGCAAUAGUCAAGUAUCGGAAGACGGCCGGCGGCGAUCGUUGGCAGAAGAUCGCCAACAGUGUGCCGGAGAAGACCAAGGAGGAGUGCCUGGUGCGCUACAAGUAUCUCUGCGAGCUGGUCAAGACGCAGAAGCGCGCCGAGGAGGAGGCCAAUGAACCGGCCGACGAGGAGGCGGCGGCCAUCGAGGAGGAGCUUCCGGAGGAGCAGACGCCAGCGCCUCCGGAACCAGAAGCGCCGCCAGCUGCCAAAAAGCUGAGCAAGCGAGAGCAGCGGCGCCGCAAAGAUCUGUCCAGCGGCGAGGACUCGGAUGAUGCAUAUCAGUACGAGAUUAGUUAGUCGGAUACACCGAAUCCGUUGUCCUCCUGCUUCGGUAACUCCUCGCGUGGCUCAAAACCUAGACUUAACUGAAUUUUUUUAUACUUUGCACAAAAGACUCUCUGGCAUGGCA